AUGGCAGGUAGACCUCUCACUCCCUCCCAACUCAUUGCCAUCCUCUUGCUGGCGCUCCUCGUUACGAGCCACGCCGGCGGAAUCGCCGUAUACUGGGGCCAGAACACGGGCGAAGCAACCCUGUUCGCGACGUGCGCGUCCCGCAAGUACCAGUUCGUCAUCCUCGCCUUCGUUUCCCAGUUCGGCCAGGGCCGGGCGCCACAGCUGGACCUGUCCGGCCACUGCGACGCCUCGUCGGGCGGCUGCUCCGACCUGAGCGAUGACAUCCGCUCGUGCCAGCGCCGCGGCGUCAAGGUCCUGCUCUCCAUCGGCGGCGGCGUUGGCAAGUACGGCCUGUCGUCGGCCGCGGACGCGCGGUUGGUGGCCGCGUACCUCUGGAAUAGCUACCUCGGCGGCACGUCGUCGUCACGUCCGCUCGGCGAUGCCGUCCUCGAUGGCAUCGACUUCGACAUCGAGCUCGGCAGCGCCAAGUUCUGGGACAAUCUCGCCAGGGACCUCAAGGACAUGGGCAAGAGUGGCAACAAGGCGGUGCUGCUGAGCGCGGCGCCGCAGUGCCCGUUCCCGGACGAGUGGGACGGCGCGGCGAUCAACACGGGGCUGUUCGACUACGUGUGGGUGCAGUUCUACAACAACCCGGAGUGCCAGUUCAGCUCGGGGCGCAAGGCCUUCCUAGACGCAUGGAAACAAUGGGAGUCGGUGCCGGCGGGGAAGAUCUUCCUGGGUCUGCCCGCCUCCAAGAGCGCGGCGGGCACCGGGUUCGUGCCCGCCGCCCAGCUGUCGCAGGUGCUGCCGCUCAUCAAGGGAUACAGCUCAGCCAUCAAGAGCCACGUCUGA
Miscanthus lutarioriparius is the source of this 834-nucleotide messenger RNA. The record is from the annotation of a GenBank genome assembly. NCBI's taxonomy places the organism in Eukaryota, Viridiplantae, Streptophyta, Magnoliopsida, Poales, Poaceae.